Molecule: messenger RNA, 2247 nt
Organism: Styela clava
Lineage: Eukaryota; Metazoa; Chordata; Ascidiacea; Stolidobranchia; Styelidae
Source: RefSeq, a predicted model, not a curated record
UUACAGCUAUUAUUUCAAUCAUGUCAUAUCUAGAUAAUAUAUUUUCGCACAUUGACAAAAACCAAGAUUUGUAUGUCAAACGUUUAGCUGAUGCUGUAGCUAUAAAAAGUGUAUCAACAUGGCCUGAAACACGAACGGAAGUUGUCAAAAUGAUAGAAGUUGUUUCUGAACAGAUUAAAAAAUUAGGAGGAAAUGCAGAGCUUGUUGACAUUGGGGUGCAAACUUUGCCUGAUGGUUCCAAAAUUCCUUUGCCUCCAGUUUUAUUCGGAAAUCUAGGGAGUGAUUCGAAAAAGAAAACAGUAUGCAUCUAUGGUCAUCUUGAUGUUCAACCAGCAAAGAAAGAUGAUGGAUGGGACACAGAACCUUUUGUUUUAACAGAAAUCGACGGAAAGAUGUUUGGCCGAGGUUCCACUGAUGACAAAGGGCCUGUUUUGUGUUGGCUUAAUUGCAUUGAAGCUUAUCAAGCAUUGAAACAAGAUAUUCCAAUCAACAUUAAGUUCUGCUUUGAAGGAAUGGAGGAAUCUGGAUCGGAAGGUCUUGAUGAAUUAAUAGAAUCACAAAAAGAUAUCUUCUUCAAAGAUGUAGAUUAUAUUUGCAUCUCUGAUAAUUACUGGCUUGGAAAAAAGAAGCCAUGCAUCACAUACGGCUUGAGAGGUUGUUGUUACUUUGCAUGUGAGGUGGCAUGUGCGAAGAAAGAUCUCCAUUCUGGUGUUUUUGGUGGAAGCGUACAAGAAGCCAUGGCUGAUCUCAUUGCAAUAAUGGAUUCUCUCACUGACUCACAGGGAAAUAUUUUGAUACCUGGAAUUAAUGAACAGGUAGCCCCUGUUACAGAAGCUGAACGACGUCUUUAUGAGACUAUAGAUUUCGAUCCUGAUGUCUAUCGCAGAGACAUUGGUACAGAAAAGCUUCGAUUUACAAACAAAGAAGAUAUUCUUAUGAAAAGAUGGCGGUAUCCAUCACUGUCUUUACAUGGGAUAGAAGGUGCGUUUGAUGGUGCUGGUGCGAAAACUGUGAUACCAAGAAAAGUUAUUGGGAAAUUUUCAGUUCGAAUAGUGCCAAAUCAAACACAGGAACAAGUUGAGAAAGAUGUUAUUAAGCACCUUAAACAGGUAUUUGCGGAACGAAACAGCUCAAACAAGCUCAAUGCAUAUAUGAUACAUGGAGGAAAACAUUGGCUGGCUGAUGUUGACCAUCCACAAUAUAUAGCAGGCAGGAAAGCCGUGAAAAGAGUUUUUGGAACCGAACCAGAUCUAACGCGAGAUGGAUGUAGUAUUCCCGUUACCUUGACAUUUCAAGAACAAACAGGAAAAAAUGUCAUGCUAUUGCCCAUUGGUGCAUGUGAUGAUGGAGCACACUCACAGAAUGAAAAACUUGAUAGAUUGAAUUAUAUAAACGGAACGAAGUUGGUUGCAGCUUACUUCCACGAAGUUGGAAUGAUAUGAGUGUUUGUUGAUAAUACUCUACAAAACUACAUCAAUUUAAUUAUUCACCAGCAGACAGCAAACAAUAAAAUGAUCUUUCCUAUGCGAAUUAAUUUAUGUAAUGCUGUUUACAUCCUCAAUAUUUUUGUAGAAUUCUGCAUUAACUAUCAGUAAUUAGUAUAAUUUUUGUGCAAUAUUUUACCUAAAAUAGUCAAAAAUGAAUUUUCUUCCUAAUAUAUUAAUCCUCUCAUUUCACCUUUAUAAAUAUGUCAUCGGAUUUAAAAUGUGUGGAACACAAUUCAAAUUUUUUGAGAUCGAAUCAUAAAAAGCAAUACUAAUUAAUAGAAUGUAGUAUUUGACAUUAUAACUUGUUUCUUUGCAUUUCACAUUUUCACAAAUGUCAUAAAAAUUUUGAAUUGUAAUUGUCUCACAAAUUUAUGCAUCUGACUUUCCAGAAUUUGAGUCAAAUCAUAUUUCAGAUGUAAGGUUUAUUCAAAAUUACAAACGAGCAAUAGAUAAAAUGAAGACUUGUGACCCCGAUCAUUCACGUGGAACUAGAUUACGGUAACGAGCGUGGGUGAAAGUGAAAUUCUUUAGUAUAUAUUAGUGUUACUGUUGCCCAACCCUAGUGUUAGUUAUUUUUAAAAUAAAGAGCUUCAAUAUUUCUGUCUUGCUUUAAAAAACUAUUAUCAGUGGACGAGUAUAUAUAUUACAGAAAUUGUUUUUUAAAAAUACAAUGGAAACGAUGCAGAAUUUCUUUCAAUAGUUAUUUUCAUCCCAAGAAGUUAUACUGUAACAAUUUAAUUAUCCAUAUUUUCAUCUUCAG